GAUACAUCGAAAACAUGGCAACACUGCAUAUUAUUCGACAUUGACAAUUGACAGCGAGUGUCUAAUAAUUAAUUCGUAUGUGUCACUCAAAGUUACAACAACAAUAAAUAAAAACUUCCGUAAAUUAGCGUGAAACAAAUCCGCGAAAAUGGGCAAACGCGCCGAAGUCGGUACCCCCAAGUACCUGGCCAACAAAAUGAAGGCGAAGGGCCUGCAGAAGUUGCGCUGGUACUGCCAGAUGUGCCAGAAACAGUGUCGAGACGAGAACGGUUUCAAGUGCCACACGACGUCGGAGUCCCACCAGCGGCAGUUGUUGUUGUUCGCCGACAACAGCAAGCGCUACAUCGACGAUUUCUCCUAUCAAUUCGCCAAGGGCUACGUGGAGAUCCUCCGGAGGCAGUUCGGUUCGAAGAGGGUGAAUGCUAACAGAGUCUACCAGGAGUAUAUUCACGACAGAGACCACGUACACAUGAACGGUACCCGAUGGGUCACUCUCACGGGGUUCGUGAAGUGGUUGGGGAAAACGGGGCAGGCCGUGGUGGACGAAACGGAGAAGGGUUGGUACAUAACUUACAUAGACCGCAGCCCGGAGACGGUGCAAAAGGAGGAAACGAAGAAGAAGAAGCUCAGGAUGGACAAGAACGACGAGGAGUUGCACAUGGAGUUUGUGGAGAAGCAGGCGAAGUUGGCGUUGGAGAAAGCCGGUCCUUCGAUCGAGCCGGUUUACACCGAUUUGGUGAGAGAAAACGAAGAAGCUCCGAUUAAAUUGGACAUCAAAUUGAACGUUGAGAAAUUGAAGUUGCCCGCUUCGAUUGAUAAUGUGUUUAAAAAACCCGCAUCGAUCGGUGCAAAAGAGUCGAAGAAGGUGAAGAAAGAAGAGGAAGCGAGCCGGAAAACUGCACUCGAUGAGAUUCGCGAGCAAGAGGAGCUGAAAAAGGAGAAAAAUAAUCGGAAACCUUACUGGUUGUGUGAAAACAUCGUAGUGAAAAUCGUCACUAAAACUCUAGGUGAUGAAUUCUACAAGCAAAAGGGUGUCGUUAGGGAGGUGAUCGAUCGAUACGUGGGGGUGGUGAAGUUGCUCGAAAGCGGUAAAAAGGUGAAAAUCGAUCAGGCCGAUUUGGAGACUGUUAUACCGGCUAUUGGUAAAUUGGUGAAAGUUGUUAACGGGGCCUAUCGAGGGGAGACUGCUGUGUUGGUGAAAGUGGACGAGGCUAAUUUUUGCGUGGAAAUCGAAAUACAUUGUGGAUUGUUAAAAGGAAGGCGGAUAGAAGGCGUUCAAUACGAAGAUAUUUGUAAGUUAAACGAUUUGUGAAUUGGGUUUUUUUUAAGAACAAAUAGUAGGUUUUUUACGUUAGUUUUUGUAUCAAUGACUACUAAAGCACCCUCAA
Molecule: messenger RNA, 1388 nt
Organism: Phyllotreta striolata
Lineage: Eukaryota; Metazoa; Arthropoda; Insecta; Coleoptera; Chrysomelidae
Source: the annotation of a GenBank genome assembly